Molecule: messenger RNA, 2028 nt
Organism: Chrysochloris asiatica (Cape golden mole)
Lineage: Eukaryota; Metazoa; Chordata; Mammalia; Afrosoricida; Chrysochloridae
Gene: ARHGEF37
Product: Rho guanine nucleotide exchange factor (GEF) 37
Exons: 12
Coding region: 1-2028 (675 amino acids)
Cellular component (GO): cytoplasm
Molecular function (GO): guanyl-nucleotide exchange factor activity; protein binding
Source: RefSeq, a predicted model, not a curated record
AUGGCUGGUGAAGGGGCUGAUGAGCCGUUCUCCAUGACAGGGACUCUAGAUGGGGAAGGUCGGGUCUCUGAAGACAAAUCAUUGCUCCAUCAGAAGCUGGCGGUCCAGGAGCUCAUGGACACCGAGAUCUCCUACUUGCACAUGCUCCGACUCUGUGCCCGUGACAUCAGGAGCCGCCUCCAGCAGCUGCCCCAGGGAGAUCUGGAUGUCCUCUUCUCAAAUAUCGAUGAUGUCAUCCAGGUGAACAGCAAACUUCUUCAUGACCUGCAGGAGACAGCCUCCACAGAAGAGGAACAAGUGCAGCUCAUUGGUAACUUAUUCUUGGAAUUCCAAGAGGAGUUGGAACGCGUCUAUAAGGUCUACUGUGCCAACUAUGGCCAGGCCUUGCUGCUGGUGGAGACAUACCGGAAGGAGCCAGAACUGCAGCGGGAGAUCCAGGGCAUCAUUGAGGCAGUGGUGCCACAAGCUGGACCCUCAGGCCUCAGUUUCUUAUUGGUAAUCCCUCUGCAGAGGGUUACCAGAUACCCAUUGCUGCUGCAGAAAAUCCUGGAGAACACACCCCCCGAUGCCUGUGCCUACCCUAUCCUUCAGAGGGCUACCUCUGCCCUCCAGGAUGUGAACGCCAACAUCAAUGAAUACAAGAUGCGCAAAGAAGUGGCAUCCAAGUACACAAGAGUGGAGCAGCUGACCCUCCGGGAGCGGCUAGCCCGCAUCAACACACACACACUCACCAAGAAGACCACCCGGCUGAGCCAGUUGCUGAAACAGGAGGCGGGGCUAGUACCCAGAACGGAAGACAAGGAAUUUGAUGACUUGGAAGAGAGAUUCCACUGGGUGUCAUUGUGUGUGACUGAGCUGAAGAGCAACGUGGCUGUUUACUUGGAUAACCUGGAGGCCUUCCUCCGCUUCAGGCCUCAUGAAUGUGAUCUGGACAUCCCUGAGGGGCCUGUGGCACAGUACUGCUAUUUGGCGAGAGAGCUUCAGCUCGAGGUUUUCCUGGAGUUUAAACAGCGGCUGGAAGGUCUGGUAUGGCGGCCGCUGUGCAGCCUGGCCAAAACCCUAGCUGGCCCGCAGAACCUGAUCAAGAAACGUCUGGACAAACUGCUGGACUUUGAGAGGGUAGAAGAGAAGCUGUUGGAGGUGGGCAGCGUGACCUAUGAGGAGGAGGCAACCCGACACACGUACCAGGCUCUCAACUCCAUGCUAGUGGCUGAACUCCCCCAGUUUCACCAGCUGACCAUGCAGUGGCUGGGCCAGAUCCUGCACACAUUCGUGGCUCUGCAGCAGGACCUUGCAAAGCAAGUGUUGCAGAAGGCAGAGGGCAGCUCAGUCCAGCUGCCCCACCACCAUGUCUCUGAGCCUGACUUCAGGAAGCUUGUGGAAGAUGUGCUAGGACAGACCAGUGACCAGCUUCACUCCUUCCGAGAGAACUUUGAGAAAGUGCUGCCACCUCCCACCACACAACCACUCCUUCCAGGGGCUGAACGCCAGGUGCAGGCCCUCCUCAGCAAGUAUGGCCCCGGGAAGCUUUACCAGGUAACAAGCAGCAUCAGUGGGUGUGGGACUCUGGACCUGACAGUACCGCGGGGCCAAAUCGUGGCUCUCCUUCAAAACAAGGACACCAAAGGCAACAGCAGCCGCUGGCUGGUGGACACUGGGGGACAACGCGGGUACUUGCCAGCUGGGAAAUUGCAGCUGUACCAUGCCAUCCCCAGUGAGGAGAAGUUCAGAGGGCAGGUGAGGUCACACGAGGAUUCCCAGCCUCUAACACCAGAGCCCAUUCUGGCCCCAGUUUCCUCAGUGCCAACUAUGACCCAGGUGGUGGCAGCGUAUCCUUUUGUGGCCAGAAACAGCCAUGAAGUGAGUCUGCAGCCAGGCCAGCCAGUGACUGUCCUGGAGGCCCAAGACAAGAAAGGAAACCCGGAAUGGAGUCUUGUGGAUGUGAACGGACAGAGAGGCUAUGUGCCCUCUAGCUUCCUGGCUAGAACCCCAGGCCCAGCUCCAUGGGGCUGGCGGCUGGCCUCUUAG